UGUUAUUUGUGCAUUUGCCGUAAACGGUCGAUCAAUUUGAAGAGCGUUUUGGUUAAUAUAUUUCAUUGCGGAUAAGAUUAAACACAACGGACAGAUUUACAGAAGAAUAUAUGUGGAAGAGAGCAGAAGAUAACAACCAAAAGUAAGAGAAAAAUGGAGAGGAAGUUAUCAAAGCGGGCUUUAACUUUAAAACCCUCGCCAAUUCAGGAGUUAUCUCAUCUUGCCCAGCGUUGCAAUGCCAUCAAUCUCGCUGAAGGUUUCCCGGACUUUCCAGCUCCAAUGGAACUUAAAGAAGCUGCAAUAGGAGCCAUAAGUGCUGAUUUCAAUCAAUACAGACAUGUUCAAGGUGUAUGUGACUAUAUAGCAUGGACUAUGAAGUUAAAUCAGGGUUUGGAUGUAGACCCUGUGAAAAAUAUCACCAUUUGUUGUGGUCAAUCAGAAGCUUUUGCUGCAACAAUACUAUCUGUUGUAGAUCAAGGGGAUGAAGUAUUGUUAUUUGAUCCAGCAUAUGAGACUUAUGAAGCUUGCAUUACGAUGGCUGGAGGGACUCCGGUUUAUGUUGCUCUCAAUCCGCCUCAUUGGACUUUAAAUGUAGAGGAGCUCAUGGCAGCAUUUACAUCUCAGACAAAAGCAAUUGUGCUAAACAGGAAAACGAUUUUGAUGGUGUGUGUGGAUCUUCUCCCUCUGAAAUUGAAGAAAUUGCAAGUUAUUCAUUGUUUUGGGCGUGCAUUCAAAUCGAGUCCUCACAAUCCAACAGGGAAGGUUUUCAGCAAAAAUGAGCUUAUGAUUAUUGCAGAACUGUGCUGCAGAAUGGACUGUCUUGCAAUAACUGAUGAAGUAUAUGAACAUAUAACAUUUGAUUCAGAACACAUCAGUUUGGCUUCACUACCUGGUAUGCUAGACCGCACCAUUAUUACAUCUUCAAUGUCUAAGACAUAUAGUGUAACAGGCUGGAGAGUUGGGUGGGCAGUUGCACCCUUUGAGAUUGCAUCUUCAAUACGGAAUAUUCAUGUAAAACUCACAGAUUCAGCCCCAGCACCGUUUCAGGAGGCUGCUCUGGUUGCUCUUAAAAGUGGUCCGGAAUACUUGAAAAAGUUGAGAAUGGAGUACAAGGAACGGAGGGACUUCAUUGUGGACUCGCUGGGUGAAGUUGGGUUUAAAGUUCACUUUAAGCCUCAGGGAGCUGUCUUUGUUUUUGCAGAAUUGCCUGAGACCUGUGUAAUAAGUGAUGUAGAAUAUGUUGCCGAAUUGAUCAAGGUCGCAGGUGUAGCUGCUGUGCCUGGAUGCGGCUUCUUUCACGAUAAAGGAAAGUUUAAAAAGGAAGAUUGUUCUCAAUCAGCCAUAGGUUCAAUUCAAAGACCAGAGUCGGUGGAAACCUCUGAAAUCUUACACACAGCUAAGAACUAUAGGAACAGGUAUAUCAGAUUUGCCUAUUGCAAAAGCAAAUGUACUCUUCUGGCUGCUGCAGAUAAGCUCAGCAAGUAUAAAGACAAGCUGGGUGGGGUAACAUAGUACGGGUCUAUGCAAUAAAAAUCAUGCUUCGAUUGUUUUAGUUUCUGCUUAUGUCUAAGCUAUCAGUUGAAAUUGCUAGAAUUCACGUUCUAUUUUUAGCCUGUAGAUAGAUUUGGCUUGAAAUCGCCUCAUAGCUUUGAUUUUGCUUUCUAUAAUUAUGUUAUUGGUGAUAUUUAGUACUCUAAAGAGUCGAUCAGAUCGACUACUUAAUAUAUCUAGGCUAAUAAAAUAAUUAAAGCAGUUAACCAUUAAUUAAUCUAAAUAGAUGAGCUGGGAUGAUAAAUAAAAUUAUUGAAAUUAAAUGUGGAA
Molecule: messenger RNA, 1821 nt
Organism: Cryptomeria japonica (Japanese cedar)
Lineage: Eukaryota; Viridiplantae; Streptophyta; Pinopsida; Cupressales; Cupressaceae
Exons: 11
Coding region: 154-1512 (452 amino acids)
Biological process (GO): biosynthetic process
Cellular component (GO): cytoplasm
Molecular function (GO): pyridoxal phosphate binding; L-kynurenine:2-oxoglutarate transaminase activity
Source: RefSeq, a predicted model, not a curated record